Molecule: messenger RNA, 18378 nt
Organism: Porites lobata
Lineage: Eukaryota; Metazoa; Cnidaria; Anthozoa; Scleractinia; Poritidae
Source: the annotation of a GenBank genome assembly
GAAGUACCUACGACACGUGCCGAGCGGGAGCAAAUAUGGCGUUUCGCGGGACAGUUUUUCCACUGAUUUUUGGAGGAACGUUGAUAUUAUUUGGUUUUGGAUUCUAUCACAGGUACAAGCUUAUUAUUAACACCGAGGAGCAAGCGCAGAGGAAGGAAUACAGCAUUCACAAGGCACUGGAAUUCCGUCGCACAGUUAAGGAAAAAAUCGAUGAGAAGAAAUCUAAUCGUUGAUUGCGAGCGUUUUGAGCCAAGUUACAGGUUUUCGUUUUAAUAUAGUUUUCAAUUUUGGUUUCGGUUUGAGGAGCAUUCAUAUUGCGGUGUGUGGCGGAUUAGACUGAUUUGUGCAAAUGUUAAUAUGUACUAUUCGAAUCGAAAUGUCACUGACUAGCAUCGAAAAUAUGUGAAUUGCAAAUUUGACGAAUAAUAUUAUUCACAUUCCAAUGGGAGAAUCGCCAAUUGUACAUAGAUGUCGGGUGAAGAAAAACGAACUCGAUCUAAGAGAUGCUUGUCACGUAACAAGCGUUCUAAAGCAGAGAAAACUACCGUAGAUGAUCCUUCAUCCAAUGAAGCUGCUGGAAAAGUAUUUACAGUUCUUAAAUCAAAACGGUCACAAUGCUCACAUCUAAUUGAAAGGACUGAUGAUUUGGAGAAUGAAUUCGCAGUGUUGACUGAGGAAACUUUGGAAGCUAAAAUUCUCACAGGGAAGUCAAGAAAUAACCAAAAGGAUGUAUUUGAAUUUCUUGAUGAAGAGAGUGAUGACACAAGUGAACUGCCAGGAACAGCCCCUCUUGUUAAUAACAAGCGGAAAAGGAUUGCGUCUGAAGAACUUGAAGUCUCAUGUUUUAGCAGUACAGUUUCCAAGUUCAAACGGGCACGUAAUGCUGUAACGUGUUUAAAACAGCCUUUAAUACAAUUAGAGAAAUGCACAGACAAUGCUGGGUCUGAAGUUGAACCUACAGAUAAAUCUUGUGCUGGGAACAGGGCAGCGGAUUGUACAGAAGUUUUGUUUCACAAGCUAGACACAGGAGGGAGUGCAUUGCAGGAAGUUGGUGGUACAACACUUAGAGAUGAAGGCAUCUGUGGUGAUAAUGUUGGACAAGUAGAAGCUGAUGAUUUACAAGUCAUCCAAGAUCCGAAAUGUCAAGAAAGUAGAGAAGAUUGUAACAGAAAACGUGAUUGUCCUGUUUGUGGUCUAACAUUCCCACCAACUGAAAAUAUGGAUGUUUUUAAUAGACACAUUAACAGCUGCCUUGAUAGUGGCUCUGACUGCAGGACCACAGAAAAUGAUUCUUCUGAACCAGGCACUGAAAAAAUGGAAGAAGAGAUGUUCUUCUGUCAACUCUGUCAGAAAGAUUUAUCUAGGAUGAAUUCCCAGCGACGUCAGCAGCAUGUCAAUAGGUGUUGUGAUGAGGCAAGUAAAGUUAAAGACACAGGGCAGUUAAACAGAGUUCAAGGACAAACUUCAACUCAGUUACAGUGUCCUAUAUGUGGCAAAGGAUUUAAAUCUUUGAAGGUAUAUCAGUGCUUGUGUGUUUUGAAAAUGUACCUCUAGAAUAUUUUUGCAAAGUGAUAUGGCCAAACGAUAACAAAAUGAUGAACACCAAAAAAAUAUAUAUUUACAUCACUUAAGAAUUCUCAAGUAUAAGAAUCACCUAUAUUAGUAAGGGGUAUGUGGAAAGCACUAUGGAAUGUGUCUUGUGGGUGUAGAAACUGAAUUCAGUCCACUGCCUCACUGCAUCCUUCUAUUGCAGUUUAUCUCCCAAGUCUGUCAUAACUGUAUGGAGAAAGCAUCUCCCGGUAAAAACUGAACUGUCAAGUCGUUCCUCUACAAAGAACCCCUUUACAUAUGAUCCAAUUUUUUUGUCCCGUUGGAUACAUUCACCCUACUUGUUUUAAUAAUUCAAAAGGCCAGUUUACAGUUGUAUGCUAAGUAGCUUAGCCUUUGAGUGGAAGCAAGGCUGGAUGUGAAAUUGUUUUGAUAGAAACCUCAGUACCAUUCUUACAUGUAUGCAAAAGAGAAAGUUUUACAUUUUGAAAAGCAGUGAGGUUUCUAUCAAAACAAGGUCAUCUCCAACCCCAGGAUACUCUUUACACAACUACAGAGUCUAUUGUUCUGCUCUUUGCAGUCAAGACAAGCACAUCUCAAAAAGUGCGCACAAGAAUACAAUGUGGGAAUAAACCAGCUUCUAGAAAUCAUGCAUCAUGAAAAGCACCAGGAAGAUUCCAUUUCUAUGGCAACUGUUGCAACAGAACGAGCAACAAAUGAACAUCCUGGCAGAGUUAAGAGGAAGAGAAGAGCUGUUGCACCAAAGAGGUUAGAUCAUCAGUGUUCUUACCAGGAUUUCAUACACUAGGGUCUACAGGACCCAUGGAGAAGAUAAAAUGGGGUCAUGAGGGAGAAAAGCUGGCACGAUUUUUAAGAUACAGUUUACUCAACAUUUUCACAGGUCUGAGUCUAAGAUAAUGAUGACUGUGUUCUAAAGACGCCAUAACCAAUAUUAAAUUUUGGCUCUUAUUACAAUGAAAUGUACGUAUGUUUUGUAAUAGGUUUUUUUUCCUUGCACCCAUGGGAUCCCUUGGGCUAAUUACAGUGUGGCAUUUCCCAAAAAAGUGCGGCAAUGCCGCAAUGCUGCAGUCUGGUAAGAACACCGGAUCAUGGAGGUCUUGUAUACAGUAGAACCUCUUAAGUGGAAACAAAAUAGUACAACUUUGUGGGGCUGAAGUUGGCUGGUUAAAAGUUUGAGAUAAAAGUUAACGGUAUGUCGGGCACCCUGGACUUCACAGGGUAAGAGCGUUGGACUCCCUAUAAUUUUUCUUAGUACACAGCUUCCUGGUAGUCCUGUGCAGGGCAAGGGCUACAUGUAUGCCUCGACAACACCUAGUUGAAGCUUGACCAAGUUUCUGUAGAGGCACGUGUAGGGAUUUGUUGGUUGAUGAAUUUGUGCAUUCUUUGUACAGACAUUGUUAAACGAUUUAUGCAAAGGUUUUAACUAGCAAUGAGAGUUUUUUAUUCUCAGUGACCUUGAUGAACAAACCCAGAUUGCUUUGGCAUUGUCAGCCUCCAUGGCCCCUCCUCUGCCCCCUGAUGCAGGUGAAGGAAAAACUGGGAAAAGAAAAGGAAAAAAGAAUAAAGGGUGAGACAAUUUUGAUUUUUUUAAUGAGUUAAAUGAAGGAUGAUGAUGAUGUUGAGUUAAAUGAAGGAUGAUCAUCACAGUUUUGCUGCAAAAGUUCCGUAUAAAACUGCGAUGAUCAUCCUUCAUUUAAUUCUUCACUCCACAGUUCACCUAUAUGACUUUCAUAUUUUCGUAACUUCAAUGCUAAAUAAAUACUUGAUCCUCUCCUGCUGAGAGACUUUCCAAGGAUAACGAAUCAAAUUUUUCUCAGUUUUAACAAAGUUAAAAAAUCCCAGCUGGUAGGAAGUGGCACGAACCAGUUGGCUGUUUUCAGAUAAUUUUUGUGAUCUGACAACAAUAUUAAUUAUUAAUAUUGUUGUCAGAUCACAAAAAGCAUACAUCACGAGACUGCGAAGCAAUACAGGUAAUUUUCAUUACAGAAAUUAUGAAACUCAGCCAUGAUGAAAAGUUCUUGUAUCAUGCAAAGGCUUGAGGCCUUAAAAUCAGACAACAUUAACAGGCUAGUUUCAAAUUAUUAACAAUUCAUACUUAGCAGCAAGGCUGAGGGGUACUAAACAAAAGCACAUUGAGAUUCAGUGAUAAAUAAGGCAGGUAUGAAUUUUGAUAAUUUUUCGGACACUGGUCUAUUGAAUUAGCUGUUUAAUUAUGCUUGCCCAAGGAGUCAAACUAAGGAAUUUUUUGACAACAUCAAUGAUGGUACUAAAAUAUAAAUAUAUUGUAGAUAAUUUAUUUCUCAAAAUGUUAUGUACUUUUAAAAUAGGGGAAAUGAGCUGCCUCCCUUGUUACUCAGAGAUGAUGAGACUGCCCAGAAAGCUGUGGCUAUAAGAGCAGCACAAGUGCUUUGCACACAAGUAUGUCUUCCUUUCACCAGUUUUCAUUGAAGUUUGCCUUUAUCUUCAUUAUAUUUUAGUGGUCAGCAACUCUCUUAUCGUAAAAGUUUCAAAAAUGUUCUGAGUGUUUUCCUCAGCUUUACUAGAGUGAAAAACAGUCUGUUUUUUUUUUGUCUCUCAAAAUGGGGUUUUUAAGGCAAGAGUGCCGGCAUGAGAUUUUCACGUCCCUCCUUAACCUUACUCUCCAUUUCCAUCUUCACUCCUGACCUUUGGUUUGACCACUCAUGCACGCAGUCAGUCAUUAAAUUGGGACUCAUGUUUUGCCUUUAAAGGAAGACAAUGAUGAGGAUGAUGAGAUAUCUUGCACCCCUGCUCUUGCACCAAGCCGGUUAGCUCAGCAUGUUCCAUCCUGCGUGCCUCCUGUGUCCACAGAUGCCACAGGAUGUAACUCUGAUGAUGCAACCAGCGCUACAUCAGUUUGUAAAGAAGAGGUCAACAAGCCCAUGGAUGUAGAUAGUGAAAAUGAUACAGAGCAGCAUGAAGAGUUAAGAAUGUUGACCUUCACUGUUGAUCCUGCAUUGAGCAAAUCAUUUCUUAAUUUCCUGUAUGAUGUGGAAGAUGAAGAAAGAGAAGCAGCUGAAAUUCAGGUAGUAUAGUGGGUAUAAGAGCAUAACAUCACUAUGGAGUGUCGCUUUUCAGGUGCAACUUUUAGUCCAGCAGGAUUUUCUCCUAGUGUUAUUCCUUCUUCUUGGAUUUUGAAUGUGAAUUUAGGAAGAAGAAAAAUUAUAGGUUUGAAUUCUUGAGACAUGUAAAGAAAGGUCAAAGUGCUAGAUAUUUACUGUACAUAGUUCCAUGACAGUUAUUUUCAGUGUCUUCUGAUAUGCGUGAAAAUGAGUUAGACACUCAUCUUAUUUCAGAUAUUAGUGUUGGGCAGAAAAGGCCAGGGAAAAAUUUUCUUCUAGUUGGGAUCAGUACUUUGCUGUACUCUUUCCAUACUGUAUAAUACAAUUAUAUUAUACAGUAUUAUUAUAAUAAUAAUAACAAUAAUGAUAUACACUUAUAUAGCACCUUUCUCUUAGUUAUCCAAAGCGUUUUACAAUCAGUAAAUACUUAGAAAACAAAUAAUUCAAAUACAACAUAACAGGAUUUAAAAUCCCAACUGGCAGGAGGCAACCAGUUGGCUAUUUACAAGCAUGGCCGAGGAUUGGAACUCGGGACGACCGAGAACCAGAGCAGGAAUCAAACCCGGGACUGUUUUGUUUUUAACUUUGCUUUUACAUUUAUGCUCAGGCACCUCGUCCCAGUCCUCUGUGGUCAUUAUCAGCUCUUAAAGAAGAAUCUUGUGACACAUUUUAUGUACAAGGCCUCCUCCCUCCUGCAUCACCACCAAGGUCAAAGAACUGCCUUAAAAGAGUCGCUGUUUCUGAUGGUAUAACAGCUCCAACUGUCAUAAAUAAACCAGCUAUUGAAACAGUUGAAACGGUGGGCAACAAUAGUCUUGUGAGAACUAAAACAAGGCCAAGAUCUGUUACAGAAGUACAAGUGAGUCCAACAAAAGAUACUGCUGAAUGUCCAGAGAUAACACCAUCACAAGCUGUUAAUGUAGAAAUGCUGUUGGAGCUUGCUGGAGAAGAUGAUAUCUCAAACAUAUCAUUAGAUUCCCAGCAGAUGAUAGGAGCGAGUGGUUUCUGUGUUGAUGAACAAGAUCAAAAGAACCAGGUAAAGUUUUUUUUUCCUUUUUUUUUAAUUUUCAGGUGAAGCUAUCCAUUUUUAAUUUUUGCAUUUAAUUAGGGCCCAGCAUGUGGGUCUCUGCAAAAACUAAGAUGUGCUAGUUACCCUGGGACCAAAGUUACAUGUAAUUGUCGGGGACCACUGGGUGAUAGUAGGGCAUAGUCCUGUUUUUUCAUACUUAGCUCUGUAAAACCCAUAAACCUCACAGGGGUUGAUACGGUACCUAUAUGUCUUUUACUAGGUGACAAGAACUUCAUCUUCACAAAAUUGGGGCAUGAGAAUAACAGACCUGAUUAAAGCCUAGACAAGUGAUAAAUUGCAUGGUAAUUGCAACAUUUUUUUUCCAUUCAUAUAGGAAAGUGAACCUGUGCCUAGUGGAGUUCCAAAGCUUCUACAAGAUUUAUCAUCAAUGAUCAACAACCCACAUCUUAGCGAUGUUGUUAUUUGUCUCCAAGAUGGACAGGAAAUAGCAGCACACAGCUUUAUCCUUUCACUCAGGUCUGAUGUGCUUGCACAGGUAUGUGCUACAAAAUUUAGUUCUGAUGGUAUAAAUUCUGUGGAUAGAUGAGGAAGAGGAAACAGUAAUAAUAAGCUUUGCUUCUGCUUGAGUCUUCUUGUUUCCCUUGCCUUUGGCUUGGGAACAAUAACAAUUCUUGGGAGAACAACACUAAAGAUUUCUAAGAGUAUCUUUCAUGAUGAAAAAAUUUUCUUUGCCCAAGGAUCCAAACAUGAUUACUAUCACAUCUUUGUCAUUCUCUAUGGAGCUAAAAUUCCCCAUCUUUUUGUACUCAUUAACAGACACUAUGCUUUUGACCUCCCCGACCCUAGCACUUUGUAGGAUGUUUGUUACAUACACUGUAUGACCCUAGUAAAUGGCCUUACUAUCCAUUCGUCUCCCGUAGCUCAGUAAGGAGAGCAACAACACUGUUUGGAAAGUGCUAAGUUUGAUUCCUGUUAGAGAUUCAAGAUUUUUCUUAGUCUUUCACUCUAGACAUGACGAUUAUUAUCUUCUUCCUUAAAACUAAAAUAAAUGUAUCUUCCGCUGGACCAGACAUUAAGUGACUUGCAUUCUCUCUUUUCUUGUACUUUUUUUUUAGUUGUUGUCAGAGGAAACAGCUUCCAGUAAAUGGCAGGAUAAAGUGUACCUGAAGUUCGAUGAUGUUUGCCUCCCUGUGUUUGAAGUUGCGUUAAGACACAUAUACACUGGUGAUGUUACCAUCCCUGUGCAGUCUGAUGUAGAUGACGUAGAAAACUUGGCUGCAAGGUAAGGCUUAUUUGUACUUUUUCCAUACAAGCCCAUAUAAGGGUAUAAAUUCAAGACGUUUACAGCUGGUCACUCAGACUCUAAAAUGACAUUUGCACAACAGAACAAGCUCAGUUGGUAGAGCACUUGACUGCAGAGCGGGAGUUCGUGAGGUUCGAUUUCCUGGGCCGAACCAAUACUCAUGCUCUUAAACAAGUGAGGCAUGAAGUCAAGGUUCUGCCUUUGCCCUGCAAACUGCCUAACCUUAGCAUGGCUCGGAUGGCGCAUUAAAAUGGCGGUCCCGUGUCCAGUAGGAGACGUAAUAAUAGUGUCCUCAAAUUUUACUUUCGUGGUAAAUACAUUGACACUCAAAUACAGUGCGUAUUUUUUUCCACUCUAGAGACCGGUUACAAUGGUACUGAUUUGCUUACCUUGUUCCCAUUAUUUUUUUACAUUGUUCCCCUGCGUACGGAAGCCAGUUAAGCUUAGAGUUAAGCUUAAAGUUAAACUUGUAUGUGGUUACAAACGAAAACUUUUCCCUCAGUAGUAUUCCUCCAUCGGGUGACGAUUUCUCUACAGUGGCCUUGUUUAUGCUUACUACUACUCAAAAUGAAAAUCACCCCACAACCUACGCUGCGAUUAAAAAAUCUCAGGGAAAGUCUGAUGUUCUUUCCUCAGUUGUUCAAAAGUUGGCUAAGGCUAUCCACUGGAUAAAUCUUUGUUCAGUUGAUAACGAAAGCGGUCUCCAUAAUACUUGUCCGCUGGGCAGUGAUUAAUCUGGGAGAUAGCGCUAUCGAACGUUUGAAUGUCAAUGCCUUAGCUCAUGAAAUUCUUCAUUCUAGGUUGAAGCUUCCUUGUUUGGCAAAGGCGUGUAAAGUUAUGAGGCAGCAGAUGAAUCAAGUAUCCGAGAGCCAAGAGGAUGACAACAAAAACAACGACCUUGUUACUGAUUUGGAGAAGCUCGAAGAAAAUCUGUGGAGAAAUGGUGAUGAUGAUGGUCAAUUAUCAGAUGGUCAAAAAGAGAGAGAUGACAAAGAUGAUUUCUUGAACGAUGAUGAUAUUGAAGAAAUUGUGUUUUUUCAGACUCAAGCUCUGAAAAUGAAAGGGAGUGUCGGAGGUGAAAGUUUAGAAGAGAAGGAUGAGAAAUUUCUAACAGAACAAACUGAAAAUGAAGAUACUUCAGCAGCAGGUGAAGUAAGCACUGUGGUAAAUAAUAAUACACGUGAUGAAGAGUCAAGGUGUGAUUCUUUGGAGAAGAAAAGACAGAGGUCAGAAACUUGCGGUAACAUGAACAAGGGUAGUCUGUCGCAUAGUGUUGCUGAUGAAGGUAAUCUCUCUCGUUAUAAUGUUGUAACAGUUAACCUACCGCAUGAUUUUGGUAAAAUAAAUGGCUUGCCCUGCAAUUCAGCUGGCGAUAGAGAAACCGCCCCGCCUCUCGAUGUUACUGAAAGAAAAGACGAGUAUGAAAUGUUUAUAUCAUGCGAAGGUGACGAGGAAAAAAUGAUUGAAGAUAAACAGUCUCCUUCACCAAAGGAACACUUAGCGAAAAAUGAGGUGAAACCAUUGACUUCGUCAAAAACAGUACACGAGUUAACAGAAAAAUCAGAAACAUUCUCUUGUGAGGAUAGAAACUCAUCACGUGAUACAUGUAUUUCCACUUGUGAACUGGGUCCAGUCAGUGAGCAGCCUCAGAAUCAUGUCGAGGGUAGACAUGACAAAACGAAACUUGACGUGAGAGAACACAACGAGGUUGUGAAAGAACUAAGUGACAACGAAGAAUUACCUGGUGACUAUGGAGAUUGUGUGAUGGAAUUUGAGUUGGAAUAUAAUGAACAUUCUCCUGGCAUGUCGAAAGAGUCAUUCAGUGACAAGUACGGAAAAAAUGUUGACGAUUUCAAGGAUGUUAGCGAUCUGGAUGCUAUUCAUGAAACUUUGUCGGAUUUUCAACCCCACAGUAACGAGGACCUCGAUGUCCCGUAUGAAAGUGCACACAAGCGUGCUGAUUGCUUAUCACCCCCCUCGGGGGAAGGUUUGUGGGACAUUGACGAAACCUUACAAGGGUCCACUCGGGAAGUUACUGUGCUGGACGAUGAUGAAGUCGACGGGAAAGUUGCAGACGAGUCCAUCACAUUAUUAAGUGAUAAUAACGAGGAGGUUAGUUACUCGUCUGGUUUCUUGAAUUUUAUUGUAACAUUUGAAUCGAGUUAUCUGACCUCAGGAACUCAAAUCGAGAACAGUACUUCUGAGUCUAAGGGUACUAAGCAGUACUUUCUUCCGGUAAUGAUUUCUUGAUUGUUGUGUUGUAGGAGGCGGUGGAUAUUUCUCAAGUCUGUACAUGAAAUCCUAAAAUUUGACCCUUCACCUGAAAGCUACUGAACAAUACGUUUAUGUGGUUCUGUUUAUUACUUUAUACGCGGUGGUUCUAACUGUCAAGUCUUGCAUGAAAUCCUAAAGCGUGGCCAUUCAAAUGAAAGCUACUGAGCAGUACUUUCCUGUGGUUCUGUUCUUUAUGCUAUACAAGCUAGUUCUAACGUUUGAGUCUGUGGAUGAAAUCCUAAAGUGUGACCAUUCAAAUUAAAGCCACUGAGCAGUACUUUCUUGUGGUACUGUUUAUCAUGCUGUACAAGGUGGUUUCAACGUUCGAGUCUGUGGAUUAAAUGCUAAAGUGUCCUCAUUCAAAUGCAAGCUUUUGAACAGUACUCUUCUGUGGUGCUGUUACAGGGGGGUCCAAACUUUUGAGCUUGUGGAUUAAUUUAAAGUUAGCGUUUGGCCCCUAGAAGAGUAUAUCUGUAACAGGUCAAUAUCAAAUUCAGGGUAGAAUUUUUUAAGCUAGAUUGUACGGCUAGGAGACAAGGGAAAUUGAGAAUCAACAUCGGUUAAAAAUUUUUUGACGUGAAUCUAAUUUUAACCUGUAACUUAUCUACCUUAAACGUAAAACUAAUUGUCAUACACCUUCAUUUGCUUUGGAAUGUUCUUGAGUUUAUUUUGCUUUUCUAGGAUCUUGAUGACUCUCCCGCUGAACCUGACGUUGCUGUUGUUCCAGAAACUCCUCGUGUGACAAGAAACACACAUCAUUUCUCAUCAAGCAGUUCUCUAUCAACACUUUCUGCUAGCGAAGAAGAUGACGUUAGAGUGACCUGCUUUUCGCCCUCUAAAACAAGGAAACAGCUGAGCGAGGAAGCAAAUGACUUUUUGUCCAAAUUGAAGCAACGUGUUGAUCGUGAUAAAGAUAAAAGACGUGGGAAAGGAAAGAGAAAGAAAAAAGUUGGAACGAAGGAUUCGGCGGGUGAAAGAUCCGUAACACAUGGAACUCCAAGAAAGAGGUCUCCGCGUUCAAGACAAGAUAACUGUACUGAUACGUCACCGUUGGCUUGUGACCAACGAGCUUCCGUAAGGAGUCAUCAGCGUCGCUCUGCUUCUCCGGUAGGGGAGAUUCCCAGGGGUUCAAGACAAGAAGACUGUAUUGAUACGUCUCCAUUGGCUUGUGAUGUACGAGCUUCCGUUAGGAGUCAUCAACAUCCCACUGCCUCCCCGGCAGGGAAUAUUCCCAGGAUUUUGAGAGCUGCAGUAACUUGCCCUUGCAGGAGUUUCCCAGAGAUGUUGAGCCCCGAUGUGUCUCACCAGAGCGGAUAUCUCCAGGGUAUUCUCAGCAGUCCAGAGCGUCGCCGACAUUGUUACACGAGGACUGUGUUUCUGAUUGUGUUGUUCUUGAUCAUUCGCCACCACUUUCGCCAGAUCUUUUUCAACAGCAACACGAGUCACCCCAAAAUUCGGCGUACAAAGAGAAAGGGGAGACAAUGUCAGCAGAACUGCUUAAAUGUCACAGUCCUGGGGGCAAAAAUGUCAGUUUUGAAAACCUAGAUGAUGUUGAUAUCGUGGAAUCCUGCGCCAACCAAACUGCCGUGAAUGUAUCUAGACCGUUAGAAGUUAUGUCGCCUCCAGUCCCCUCGCCUGAGUACUCGUUCCUGGAGCCUAUUUCAUCCCCAGGUUCCCUUUGCCUUGCGCUUCCCCGCUACAAGACCAGAUUGUUUGUUCGCCAGAUUCUGUUUCGCCCGGUCUUCCUGUUGGUUGGAAAUCCACUCAGUCAGAGAGUGGACUGGGUACAUGUGCAGAAUCUAACUCACCCGUCUCCCCCUCGGUUUGUUCAUUCAGCUCGCAAAUUGCCAACUCGAGAAGAAAAAGCAGAAAACAAGAAACCGCGUCAAGGAAAUUGGAUUUGGAAAAAGAGAAAGAGAAAGAAAGUACGGAACCAGGACCGUCAACAGAUGUGAUAGAGAUUGAUCUAAACCUUCCAUUAAUGGAAAGGAUUCGCGCUGCUCGCAAUGGUGGGAAGAAAAUUUACAAGGUUAAAGAUGUUAACGAAGAUGGAAGUGAUGAGGAUUGUAUGGAAAAUAAACUUGUGCCAAAUAUGAAAAAGACUACGGAAGCUUCUUCACAAAAAGACAGUGAGUUAAUAUCUACAGUGGAGAUGAAAGAGGUGCAGAAUAUUUCAGUGGAUGCUGAUUUGGAUUUUCAUGAUGAUGGCGGAUAUAAUUUUGACGUUGAAGAGUUACAGAAUCUUGAACGUUUGAAGAACGAUAAUCAAGUUGACUUCAACGAGCAAGAAGAGUGUCAUCCCGAGAAAGGCAAGAGUUCACGGCAGGAGAAGGCUUCCAAAGCUGGCGGGAACAAAAGAAAGAUUCCUCCCAGUCAACAGCAGAGAAAGCAGGACGAUGAUGAUGAGGAGGAGGAUAAGCCGCAGAAGACACAGAACAAGCGUGGGAAAAAAGCAGAGAGUGAGACGAGAAAAGCAACGGCACAGACAGUUAGCGGGCGAGUGACACCCAUGCCUAACUACAACGAUAUGGCCACUCCUGUAUUGAAGGUAAAUAUGCCUUGAAACGUAUUUUUUAUGCGUAUUAUAGUUAGAUUUAAGGACGUCAGGACUAGAUUCUCGCUAAAACCCGUUGUAGAAUGGCGACUGUUAUCACGUUUUCCCGCCAAAGUGAAGCUGGUUCACGCUUGUGCACCACGUAGUUCUGAGAAAAUCUCGCACUCGUAGUCUUCCUCGUCUUAGAAUCUAAAGGUCGCUUUAAUGCAUGAAAAUAGCAAUAGCGGCUGCUGAAUUAGCGGUACCGCAACAGUGGAUAUCGCUAGAAAAAUACGCCGCCUUCAACUUAGAACUUGUUCAACGAUGGUUUAUAAGUGUUUUGAUACUUCCGCCGCCGACCUAAAAGAGGGAUUUUUUUCGAGGGCGAAGUCGGCCGUUAUUGGGUUUCAGUGUGACAUAAUCCCUAUGAUUUAGUUACUUACGUUGGUAACCUUGGAAGAUGAAUUGAUUAUUAAAGAUACAAAAUUCAGGGUGAGUCAAGAGUUGUUAAGCUUGUGUGAUGUACAUCUUUAAACCCUAACAUCAAAAUUCAAAAUUAACGUUUUCUUGAAGGGUCAUCUUGUGUGAUCAUGUCAACCACUCUGUUUUAUAAAGCAUUGAUAUUACAUGGAGAAAUUUGACGCUGAUCACUCUUAGGGCUUAAAGGGUUAAAGGCGCUCCAAAGAAAGUGAGCCAUCUCAUUAUUUCUUGAGGAGCCCUGCGCUACUCUCAUGUGACAAGCAUCUUUUUCUUAGAUUGAGCUGCAAAAGUUUGGUGUUCGUCCUCUUCCGAAGAAAAAGAUGGUUAAGAAAUUGAAAGAAAUUUAUGAUUAUACGCACCAAGGUAUUGUUCAGCACUUCUGCUUGUUCUGUAUUUCUUGUAGUUUCUGAGGAGUAUUAUUUUGCCCUUGAUGUAGGGAAAAACAAGGAGAGAAAUUUGGGUUGCAGGGUGUUAUAUACACCGCCGUCUGGUUUAGCUCAGUUGGGAGAGCGCCGGUCUGUCGAGCGGGAGGUCGCGGGUUCAAACCCCGGCAGGACCAAAACUCAGGGUCUUUAAAUAACUGAAAAGAAAGUGCUGCCUUUGUAAUGAGAUCUGCAAAUGGUUAGGCUUUCUAGUCUUCGGAUAAGGACGACAACCGUAGGUCCCGUCUCAUAGCACUUUCACUGAUUUUUCUUGUGGAACGUAAAAGAACCCACAUCACUAUUCAAAAAGAGUAGGGGUUGUAAACCCCGGUGGUGUGGUCAACCUUUACGGGUUGUGGGAUUGGUUAGGGAUGGCACCUCGCAUGGGACCCGUUCGUGCACAUUCCCUCUGGGCAGGCCUGUGUCCAGAAAAGCUGGCAGCAUAAAAAGGAAAAAAAAAUACACAACUGACCAAUAUCUAAGUUACAACUGUGGCGUCUUUUCUAGGUCACCAUUUUUUUCGUUAGAUGAGAGCACAACAGACGUGUCCUCUUUUCAUUAUAUGUUAACAUGUUAACAGUAAGCUCGGACUUCAGCUUACAAAGGCGCCACUGGCAGCCGCUAUCAGUCCAUUUAUGAGCUUACGGUUAACCACCCAACCCAUGAUAUGAAUGAUGUAUGCAAGGUAGACUACAACACCGGUAAAAAGGUCCGCUACCCUUUUCGAAUAGUAGUGUGGGUUGUUUUAUAUCCCCUUCGAUUUGAUUAAUGAACAAAGGAUAAAGGAGACAAGGCCAACGGCUGAACAUCACCGCCCAAUGUUUUAGUUCGUUGUUCCUCGUGCCUCGGCUGUUGGGUAGGAUACAUCUCUAGUCAAGCCGUAUCAGAUUCAGUUUCUGUCUAAAUUUUGUGAAAAUAGCUUGUUGUGGUUCAAUUUUACCCUUGGUUGAAAUUUUAUUUACAUUACCAUACCCCAAACCAAAGGAAAUAAAAUCUAAAACAAGGAUAAAAUUGAACCACAACAUAGUCACCGACAUCUAUCGCGUGACCAGUUAUGGUGAAUAUGAAGUUUUUUUUUUCUUGAACAGUUGAAACCCUCCCACAACAAGGUGAAAAAGGACAAGCUGUCAGCGACAGUCAACCCGCGUCGUCUAAUGUUGUGCCGACGGAUGUUGUUGAUGGAGUAGAGGGAAGCGGAACAGCUAGCAGCGACAACAGGUACAGUGGAGUUAGGAUGGCUUGCUCUUAAUCAGACUACUUUCAAGAAUAAUUUUCGCUUGAACGUUAUAUCAAUUGAGUUGUUGGCUACAAUCAGCGCGGUUGAUGUGAAUAAAAUAUGUUGAUGUUUUUAUUGGUAAGAUUUUCCGAGUGCAGGUCGUUGAUUACACUGCUUUUAUUGAGUGUCUCCCAAGCUUGUCCCGCAAUGAUCGUCCCAAACUCUCAAAAAGGAUCGUUGCGUUUCAAGCCAGAUUUGUUUUCUUGUUGAUUUACUCCUGUAAAAGUGAUCUUACACGGGACGAUUCGCAACGAAGAUUUUGAGCGCAACACAGCGUUACAAUUUUGGAACAAUAGGGCCAUUUAUACGAGGAUAAAUAAGACGCGUCUUACAUAGGACGCAUCUUAAAUAAGACGCGGACUGUCCGUAUAAACGGCACAUUUCGUCUAAAAUAAAAUCGUCGUAGAUAAGACGCGUCUUAUUCGUAUAAAUGACCUUGAUGUUGUAACGUGUCUGUGGUGCGCUAAAAUCGUCGUUGCGAUUCGUCUCGUGUAACGUCACCCUAAGUCCCCUUAUAACCCCCCCGCCCCAGUCAUGGGUCCAUCUACCUGUAAACGAAAAAAAAUGACCGGCUUUAUGGCUUGUUUCGAAGCACUUUGUUUAUUCCUGUUAUAAGCCCCCGGUUAUAAGCCCUCCUUAAACCCCUUACGAAGACGUAUAAGCCGAGCCCAGGGGUUAUAAGCGGCAGUUUUCGGUAUCUUUUUUGUCUUAAUCUUUAAUUGGGUUGAAGCGCUUUGUUUUACCCUUAGUCAUUUUUAUUGUGCCACCUUUUUAUUUGUUUACCUGAACAGCGAUGAAGAAGACACAGAAUUCGGUGACUGUACAGUAAUGAUUGAAGACGAGGCUAUCACGGCUUCCCAGCAGGUUGGAUAACGUUUUUAUAAUUAUAAUGGCUUUGUGUAGUAGAAUGUACAAAGAACAGCGUGAUAAACAUCGCCUUAGCUGCAAAGUACAGGGGCACCCAACGAUAGUAUAGUUCAAAACCACAUAAACAUAGCAUUGUUGAACGUACUUUAGUAUUUAAACGGUAGAUAAAGGCUUAUUUUUAUCCCCUGAAAAUUUUUCAUCUGUUCGGAUUUCUUAGCUGAAAGUAUAGUGAUCCGAAAAUUAUAGGGAUCAAAAUUUACCUUUUCGAAAAUUUCAGCCAGAAAAAAGGCUCCCGAAAAUUCUAGGUGACCUUUUUAGCGUAAAAAUCCGUUAAAAAUGGGCAAUUAUACGAUUUUUUUGAAGUUCGAAAAUCCUAGGAGAGGCAGGCAAGCAAGAAAUUUGUCCGAAAAUGAUCCGAAAAUUCUAGACCUCAAAUCGUCUUCCGAACAGAUAAUUUUCCGAAAAUUGUCGUUGGGUGCCCCUGAAAGUACUGCUUGAAAGCUUAUAUUUCAGCGGCUACUAGUAGGAUUUCCUCUACAGACUCUUGAAGUCAGGACCAUCUUGUACAGUACAGGAAAGCAGUGCUCGGUAGCGUUUAUUUAGGAGAUAAGAUUUGUGCCUUCCUGCUCUUUAGAUCCACUUGGAAUGGUUUUUCCUUGGCUAUUAAGCAAUGAUAAUAAUGACUUGAAACGCAUGCCAAGUUAAAUACCUCACAUCUGACGUCAAGUGUAUUUUCCAAUCCCCAAAGACGCCGAGAGAUUGCCAAUUAGAGACCUUUAGACUCUAACACAAGAACGACUACGAAGACGAGAUUUUCUAAAUACUAAGCCAUUAAAGCUCGCGCUUGAACCAGCGUCAUGUUGGCGGGAAAACUUGGUAACCGUCUUCAGUCUGCAGUUGAACCUCGAUACAACGAAUGGCCAAAAAUUUGUUCGCUAUAACGAGGUUUCGUUAUAUCGAGGUUCCCCUGUAAGAUGGCCUUUGGGUUUUAGCGAGAAUGUUGAAGUGGCGGGAACAAGUUGUCAAAUGUUGACAGUUUUAUUAUUUUACGAUCGGGUGAGGGCUUAACGUCCUCCAAUAAAGAUAACAGUGCUAACUUUUCAAGUAAAAUACAAAGUAUAACGAAGCAUUCCGUAGUCACUUUUUUUUGACAGCACGCGAAAAAACAUUAAGUCAAAUGUCGUACCCGUAGUCCUUCUCGUCUUCGAACCGAAAGGACUCACUGUGACGUGUGGCUUCAACUUACCGGGUCAAGUAUACUCAUCUUGAAACGAUUUUUUUGUCUUUUAAUAUUAGGCUAACGGAGGUAACUUGAAAGAGAAGCUUUUAAGUUACGUUACCAGUAACAAAGAACUGUACAAGAAGCUUCUUAACUUUCAGGUAAAUUCAAUCACAUGCUUGGACAACGAACUGUAAUUAGCUUUUCAUGAGGAAGCAUCUUCCAGUGAUGUCGUCUGUACUUGUCCAAUGCUAAAACCCUUAGGGUGUUUUCGAUUUUCCGAAUUCUGGAAUAAGGUGCAUGGAGUAAACUCUUGAAAUCUGACUCAUUUUGGCGUUUAUUGCUUUGCAGUGACUAAAAAUCUGAUUCAAAUAAGAUAUUCCGAUGAUUGUACCGUUUUAGUGGCCCAAAAGAACAUGGUACAAUUGACUUGCAUCAAAACGUUUGCGUAAUCUUAUUCCAGGAUACGAUCAAUCAAAUACACCUUGCCUUAUUCGCCUUCUGCCAAAUUGUUUAACACAGUGAUAUGUAAAUGGAAUCGACCAAUUGACUAACCGGCGAUAAAAGCGCUGUAUAAUGUUGACAGUGGUUUGGAAAUCUAUCUGUUGGAGACGGCAGACAGGUUUGUCGCUUUUACUUUUACGCCAUCCACUGGGUAAAUCACCAUCCAGUGGAUAGAUAUUUAUCCUGUGCGAGAUAACGUUAUCCACCUUGUGAACUGAAUUUGAGCCUGAACCGGACAGAGACACUUGGUGUCGUACCAUCGUUCCAGCGAGGAGCAGCCCAUAAUUUUUUGCCUUUUUUAAGGGUUACAAAGGCAAAAGCAAAAGACGAGAUAAUAAGCUACAUAGAUACAAUGCUCGGAAAAGAAAAGACAGCACAAUGUAAAAUCCUUUCUCUGGAUGUGCACCGAGUAGAACCCUGAUUUUGUCUGAUAUCUUGUGCUUUUCCUUAAUUUGUGUAUUUAUUUUUGCUUCUUCUAGCCACAAGAAUUGGUUUCACUGCACCAGCAGAUAAAGUCCGACGGUAUCAACUGCUCUCUUGGCAAACUCGUGGACUUUCUUGAUGAGCAGGUAAGGAUGCUUUGUAGCGUAACUUUUCUUUGUCAUUUGAAACUAUGAAAUGCUAAUUCAGGGCUCGAAGUUGACACUCACCAAGUCGUAGAAUAGACAAGUAAGGGAAUAUCCAUCGACAUUGGUAGAAAGAGCGCCUUAAAAUAAGAAACCUUACAAAUUGAAAUUUUACUGACGUUUGUAUAGAGGGGGAACAAACUUACCCCCUCCCUCCUCCCCCCCCCCACCCCCACCAUAAAAACAUCUAUUAUAUGUUCUAGCGAACAUUUCCAGCUGGUAAAUGCUUUCAACGCUGGAUUCAGGUCAUAAGUUCGUGUGAUAUGGUUGUCCGGGUGAACGUAGUCGUGAAUAGGACUGUUGUUGACAGUGACUGACGUUUCGAUGACCCGUGCGAUAGUCAUCUACAGAGUCAAAGUGAUUUGUAUCUCUUCAUUUGCAAGUGAACCUUUAUCCAGCGUAAAAAUUGAGAAAUAAGGAAAACGUUGUUGAGGAAUUUUUGACACAUGAGAGUGGGUAUCUUGUCAACCCCUGACAACAGGUUCGCUUUACUGGGUAAACACUGAGAACGACUUUUGGCAGGAGCCUAUGACUAUGGGUCAUAGGCUCCUUGUUUCGACCGCGAGUUUACGUUUUAUAGGCCACUUUUGAUUUUGUUUCAAGAUGUGUAAAAAGUGCGUCGUUUUCAACGGGCUGUCAACCUUGAAGACAAAAAAUAGCCAGUGAAAUUAUUAUUUUUGCUAGAAGCUACAGUAGUAAAAAAAAAACUUACCAGCAAAGCCUGGCUAGUGGACUAAAAAAACUAAGCUCGAGCCCUGUAUUGUCCCUGUUGGCUUUUGAGUAUACAUGGCUAUUUCGGCGAGAUGUGUCAUGAAAGAAAAUUCCGCAAAAACGCCGCAAAAAUUCUUAACUACACUACAAGACUAACGAAUUUUUACUUCUUAUUAAAAAUGAAAUCAAACAUAAAUUUUGUUUUUUAACCUUUGUAUUCCGUAACCUAUGUGACGCGAAGGAUCUCUGUUUCAGUGCCUCACGUUUACUACCGCUGGAUCAAGAACGCGGGCGCCCAGGAAAGGAGGGCGGAAGAAGAAAAUCAGUAAUAAGUCAUAGCUGUUGAACAUCACUGUAAUAAAUUGUAGAAUAAAAGUUAUCCUAGCUAAAUAACUUGGGUUUAUGUUCUUGAGAAUUGUAAAUAGUUGGUACUGUGAAACUUUUCUGAUUCCGAAUGAGAGUGCAUUUAUUUGCAAAGAUAAAC